Cercopithifilaria johnstoni is the source of this 1722-nucleotide messenger RNA. The record is from the annotation of a GenBank genome assembly. NCBI's taxonomy places the organism in Eukaryota, Metazoa, Nematoda, Chromadorea, Rhabditida, Onchocercidae.
AUGACGAAUAUGUUAAAUGGCUACAUACUGUAUCGGCUGAUGGUUGAUAGAAACAACAAAACCACGCAUCCACGACGGCAUAGUUUAAUGCCUUUUUCUGAGGGUCAAAAAACUUAUGUUUCUCAAUCAUCACGCAAAUCACUCUUCGAACCACUCUGCUUGCCAAUGAUUCAACAUGUACCUAUCAGGCAGAGGUUAAGCUCAACUGGAUACGAUGGCUCAACAGAUGUAUGCAGUGAUUUGGAUCCAUCAUUGGUUGUUUCUUCUAAUCCAUAUUUGUAUCGUCGACGACGAAUGUCAUUGUUGCAAACGUUAAGAUAUCAAAAUAGAUUGCUAGCAGAUAGUGGAAUCGAAUGUCGUAAUCAACAAUCUGAUCGAGGUAGUGAAACAGCAAGAGGUCAACAUUCAGACCAAUCAUCGCCAUUUUCAUCUUCGGAACCAAAAGAUUCAAGAAGAAGUUCUUCUAUUGCUAAAUUGAAAAAUAAGACAUUUGCAUUUUUUGGAAAGCGUUCAUCGAAACGAAAUCAAAAUGGCAAUGAUGAAAUUUCCAGUAAUGAAUGCACCAAAUAUUGUCAAAGUAAUGAAACCGAUCAGCCAAUUUAUUCUUCCAUUGAUUUAAGUGCAAAAGAAGCUCGACAUGGUAAAUCACCAUCAACGAAUGAUAGCGGUCAUGAAAGUCAAGGGCGAAUUGUUACCGAUGAGGAAUAUCAGGAUGAUAAGAGUGAUUGUUGUAGUAAGCAGCAAGAAAUUGUGGCUAUAAUUGAACAAUCAUCGGAUAUUCAUUCCGGAACAAAAAUAAAGGUUAUAGGUCAACAGAAGUGUCCAAAUUUAAUAAAAAGCAUAUCAUGCCCUCAAUUUGGAUUAAAUUCGUUAAUUUGUCAUGAAAUUUGCCGUCGAACGAUAUCAAAUCGUCAGGAAUUCAUAGAUGAUACGGAUAGUGGGGAAGAUAUUGAUGAUAGUGAAACUUUCAUAGCAGUCAGCAGGAAACCUGAUAAGAAUCAAUCCAAGCAGAAUGUAAAUAAUAGCACAUCGACAAAAUCGCUGUUAAGCAUCGCUAGCUGUGAAGCAACAGAAUGUAUUAUUGAAAGUGAUAAAUUCAGAUAUGCAGCGAAAUUGAAUCGAGAUUGCAGUUUACUUGAAAAUAAUAAAGAUAAAGGAAAUAGUAUCAAUGAUGAUGAAUUGCCUUUUUCACAACAACAACAACAACAGCAACAACAACAGCAACAACAACAACAACGACAACAGAAUUUGCGAAUCGCAAAAAAAUUGCAACAUCUAAAGUUAUAUAAUGGAUAUGUGAGUGGACAAUCUGGAUAUAUUUCAUCGAAAUAUGGAAGAAAUUCAUCAAUGUCAUGUAUUUCUACGGAAACCAAAAACAAUGAUGAUGAAAAAGAGGAUAAGAAAAGCCAAUCGGAGGAAACUUUUUUGCAAAGUGAAAUAGGAAAAGAAAUACUUAGUUAUUAUCCAGAAUUGGAUUCACUUCCUUCUUUCUAUUCGGAUGAUGAUGAUGAUGAUGAUGAUAAUUUAUCAUCAUUAAUGCUCGAUCAUUAUAUGCCAUCGAAAUAUAGUACCUCGAGCGAUGGGAAGAACGAUAGCCAUCGGUCAUCUUCUUUAUCAUCGCUUAACACUCAUUCAAAUAUCGAACAGAAUAUCGUAGAAGGCGUACAUUUUACGGAAUGUUUCAUUGAAGAUGAAAAUUUAAUACUACUAUUUAGUGAUUAG